Messenger RNA from Xyrauchen texanus (razorback sucker), 3316 nucleotides. RefSeq names its product ras and Rab interactor 2-like. The transcript has 12 exons. Gene Ontology annotation, cellular component: endocytic vesicle; cytosol. Gene Ontology annotation, molecular function: guanyl-nucleotide exchange factor activity; small GTPase binding. The record is from RefSeq and is a predicted model, not a curated record. The coding region runs from base 340 to 2646 and encodes 768 amino acids. Gene Ontology annotation, biological process: vesicle-mediated transport. Lineage: Eukaryota; Metazoa; Chordata; Actinopteri; Cypriniformes; Catostomidae.
CUCUAAACUUUAGUGUGGCAGAAAUUUCUUAAACAUUUAAUACAUCACAAGAGUAAAACUGACUCUGACUGUAGGUGACGUGUCUGAAUGCAAGAAAGCCAUUCAUAAUGAGGAUUGAGUUUGAAAAGUCCCACACAGAGAUGUAGUGGGCUGUAGGUGUUUGGAGCAACUUUCUGAGAUGUUUCAGCGUCUUUCCUUCAUGUAGGAAGCCAUGUUGAAGAUUCACCACAUACAUCAACAAGAUUGCAACAGCAUAGCUAGAAUGAAGGAUAUUAUGCCUGCGUGGCUGUCCAAUCAGAUUUCCUGAACUGGCCUGGUGGCCCUUCUGUUGGACCAAUCAUGAUGAGAGAAUCACAAGAUGAGUCCCAAACCAGUGGCAUCAGAGAAAGUUCUGCUAGCACGGUAUCCAAUGGUGUCUCCGUAGGCAAGUUAAAAACUCUGAAUCUGCUGCAAGGCUUACGCUUGUGUCAGGAUGCCUGGGCACCCACAAGCCCCUGGGAUAGACAUGGGGCGUACGCCGCUCUAUGGGGCAGACCUGCUGGGAGUUUCUUGGUGGUCCAGGGUUCUUCCUCUGAAGACCAGCUGCUGUGCGUGUCUGUUGAGGAUGAUGGUGAGCCAGUCAAAGACUUCCCAAUCUUUGCCACUGGAGCAGCUGUUCGGCUGAUAGCAUCUCACCUGGUGUUCCCAGAUCUCUUUCAACUGCUGAAUUUCUACACUCUGAGCAGGGAUGUGUUACCUGUCUGUUUACUGGUUCCAUCAUGGGUUUACACCCUUAACAGUUUACCAGACAAUCUCGUCCCUCCACCUGGUCCAAAAGCUUGGCUGUGUUCGUCCUCAGAUCCAGUGGUCAACAGGAUGACUCAAGGUACACCAGGUGCAGAGGAAAUUAAAGAAACUGUCAUGUGCACUAUACAGCUUACAGCCACCAGUGGUGCACUGUGCUUCAUCAAUCCUUUGUACCUGCUUGAGCAUGGUGAUGAUUGGCUGACUCAUUCUUCAACCAGCCAACAUCUUGCAAAUCGUCCCAUCAGUUUGAGGCGGGAGAGGCGAUUAAGCACCACUAGAGCAUGGGAUGGGAGGGGACUAAAACAGAGGCCAGCCUCCCUAGACGAGGAGAACUCCAGAAGUAUUGGCCGUGACAGAGGAUCAUUUGAGGAGAGUACCGGGUCUCCAGCUUCCCCAGGUGGAGUUGUGCUUCGCAGAGGAAGUGGUCCUAGCCAACAAGACCCCCUCAAAAGGGCAAGUGCAGACUCCAUCCACAGCCCUCUUCUUCAGUCACCACAUCGUGUGUCAUGGAUAGAGGACAAGAUAUGGCUGAACACACCACCUCCUACCUCUAUGCUUCACCCACCCUGCUUAGAGCUGGACUCUCUGUCAGUUAGUAGUAUAGAGGAGGAGCCUGAACCAGCCAUGAGCCCUUCCCCAUCCCAACACCUGCCACGUCUACCUUUGGCAGAUAAGGUGAAGAACCGGCUCUCGGCAGUGGGUCAUGCUCUGGGUGGUCUUGUGUCACCACAGCGACGACUGAGUAAACGUGUUCAUGAGAUGACAGAACGUAAGGGUGGGGCUUUUGCAGAGGCUGUCAGGGCAUUUGUAGAGCAAACUCUUGAAGGUGGGACCACUCCUGGGAUGACCUGCACUGAGAUGCUACAAGAAGUGCGUUCAUCUCUUACUGCUCUAAGGGAAACCCUAUUUGAUUACCCAGAGAUCCAAAGCAUCACAGACAGCCUCGGAGACACACCUGAUUUUGAACUUGAUGCUAUGUUGGAGUUUGCCCUACAUAAAGUAGCUCUGAAGCCAGUUUACGCUCAUCUGUACGUGCAUCUAAAGACAGCACGCAGGGAUGAUGGCACUCUGCAGCGUUUGGAGGCCAACAAGAGUAUGCUGGAGAAGCGCAGCCUAGAGGAACUGGAGGGUGCAGCAGGUGCCGGGGUACCUGAUGCUAUCAUGAUGGAGAAGAUCCAGCAGCGCUGGACCAUGAUUCAUGAGACCUACUCACCCAGUAAAAAAGUUUACACCCUGCUUAAAGUCUGCAAGAAUAUCUACCAUAGCAUUAAUGCUAAUGCUAAACCUGGUGUGGUUUUCGGGGCAGACGAUUUCCUGCCGUGCCUGACGUGGGUAUUGCUGCGUAGUGAUGUAGCUACACUGCAGAUUGACACUGACUACAUGAUGGAGCUGCUGGACCCCACACAACUACAAGGAGAGGGUGGGUACUACCUUACAUCUCUCUACGCUGCCCUUUUUUACAUCAGCAGUUUCAGGCCUCGUCUAGCAAAGCGACAACUCAGUGCAGAAGCACAGAAGUCUCUCAGCCAAUGGCAUCGCAGACGCACUCUCCACUGUAACCAAUCACGGGGCAGCAAAAAUCGCAGGACCAUACGGAGGCGUGGGCCAACAGCGGCAGACUGUGCCGGAUCACAGGAAGAGAAAUCUUUGAAUGAGAGCACAAAUUCCGGCACACCAGUCGCCUCUAGUGUGCAGGAAACACUGCAGUGUUUAGAUGAAGAUUUAGAGGUUGUAAAGGAGGAAGAAGAAGGCAGCUCAGAUGAGGAACAAAUACAAUUACUAGAGACAUUGUACCUCACCAAUCCUAAAACAGAUGAUGAUGGAAGAGGUGCUGGGGUGAUCUGGAAAGAAGACGACUGAAAAUAUCUGCAAUCUGAGAGAAUUAGCAAACAGUAUCAAAGAACUUACCUCUCUCUGGUCUGGACUUAAUUACAAGUGAAGCUGGCAAAGGAGUUUUGCAUUCCUUAAACAUUUAAAAAUGUCUUGCAUACUAACAUUAGUGUUUAAAAAACUGAUUUAAUUUAAGGCACACAAAGGCACAGAGUAAUCUGCCAUAAUUAAUGUGUACUAUACAGCCUCUGUCAUUUUCAUUGUAGCCACUAGUAAGAACUACUGAACAUGUUUUUCUAUACAUUUAUUAACAAGGACAUCAAAGGUUUUGUUUAACAAAAGGGUUCUCAUACUGUUGUUGUAGCUUGUUUUGGAAAAGGUCAAUUUUUAAAUUAUUAUUAUUAUUAUUAUUUAUAUUCACAUUGUAUUGUCAUUUAAAUGCUGGAGUUUUUUUUUCUUUUCAGACAGUAUAUUUUGAUUUCUUGCAUCACCUCUCGUCUGUUUAUUGAACAGAUAGCUCUGGCUUGCACUUUCUGUACACAUUAGUCAGCUUAGACUUAAUAUAUCAUGUGAAAGAUUACAAUUAGAGGAUUGCAUGUAAUAAUUCACUUGCUUUAUUUAAACUGCCUCACAGCACAAACAAACUGUUUAAAUUAACUUGCAGUAUAUAUGUAAAUGAACCACAUAAAAACAUUGUUAA